Molecule: messenger RNA, 1610 nt
Organism: Actinia tenebrosa (Australian red waratah sea anemone)
Lineage: Eukaryota; Metazoa; Cnidaria; Anthozoa; Actiniaria; Actiniidae
Source: RefSeq, a predicted model, not a curated record
AAAAUAAAAAAGGGUUACCGCUAAAGUGACCUCUACUUAAACGUACGUCAAGGAAGCUUGGCAAUAUUAUCUUUCGUUUUUUUGCGGUUGCCUUAGCAACACAAACCGAAAAUGAAUUUUAAUUAAAUAUAGAAAAACGUUCUCUUUUCUUGCCGUGCUGAAGGAAAACUACAGUUCUUGAAACGGAAAGGAUCUUACAAAGCAUUUUGUUAGCGAUAUUUGAUGGAUAGUUUGAUUGCAAGGCAGUUCAAGGGAAACAUCUUGAAGAGGUAGUGCUAAGACGUAUUGUAUUUCCAUUUGAAUAAGUCUUUUGUCUUGAAUGCGAUCAUUGGGUAUGACUUGAUAUGCUCUGGUUGUAAAUUUGCAUUCAACACACGUUUGUCGCUUGAAAGUUGAACGCCAAUAUCGGCCCAAGCCAUAAACGACACUGUACUGAAAUGGCGUCUGAUGAAAUAGUCGUGUUAUAUAGCGAAGAAGAAGAAGAAGGCUUUGAUGAAACUGCCUGUAAAUAUGCUCUAGGGCAAAGAAAGGCCAGCAGGGAAGAAAAACCAAAAUACAUAUGGACAGAAGAGAAGAUAAGGACGUUAAUCAAAGUGUGGUCCAAGACGCCAAUCUUGUACGACACCAAAGACUCACUCUACUUCAACAAAGUUGAACGGGAAAAAGCCAUCUCAAACAUUGCCACAAAACUUGGGAUUACUGUUAUCGAUGUUUUGGGGAAAAUGUACUCUCUACGGACUUAUUACUCCAAGCAACAGGGAAUGAUCAAGGCUAGUAUUAACAAGGGCACGGAAGAUGUGUACAAGCCGCGUUGGCAAUGGUAUGAAAGUCUGUCUUUUCUUAGCGAUCACAUGAGGAUGAAACUCAAUAAUGUUUGUCCAGGUAGUGUAAGAUCAGAUCCAAUAAAAGAUCCUCUUGUAGUUAAUACAGCUGUUCCAGAAAGAACAGAUUCUCCCGAGAUUCAGGAAUUGGAAAUUUCAGUGAAUCCCACCACUAAGAAAGCUCGGCUUAGCAUCGAUGGAGAUACGACAGAUGAAACAGUUCACUCAACUAAGCAGCAAACACAACACGAUGCUCAGGCAUCAGAUGAUAUGUUAUGGGCCGAGCAAAUGGGAAGGUCGAUACAAAAGAUUGAAGACGAAGAAUUAAAGGAAUGGUUGAAGCUUGAAAUCCAACAGAUGAUUAUACGAACUCGCUUCAAGAAACCACGGGGUUCUUUCAACACGGAAUUUAAUUCUGUUUCGAGUUAGCGCCACGAUCGGCCCAUUUCUUCAGUACCAAAUUUUACAACUUAGUUAGAAACUGUGCAAAAAAACUUUGCAAAAUUAUACCUUAGUUAAUAGAAGGGGAACUCUAUUAACUAUGGAAAAAGUGGAAGACGUUUUUGCAUCAUGGCCGCAACACGCGGGUCAUCAAAUCUGUCUAUACCUUACCACAUUUGUACGACUGAUCGAGAAGAAACUGUUCAAGUUAUAGAUAGACGCUUAUUACACGGUACCGGACGAGUUUUCAACUGGUCGAUUCAAAAAUUUGACUUGUACAUACCGUUUAUACGGAACCGUCUUUUUAAUUGCAUAAAAAAUACGUUCUGUUUACACGGAACCGAAUCA